AUGGCGCAAUCUCUUUCUUCCUCAGCAUGCAUCGUUUCCAAUGUCAAUGGUGAUCGUAUCCGAGAUAUACGCGUCAGAGCACGUACUAAACGUAUUGUCACACCACCAACUUGUCCGAAGAGACGAGAAGCCGUCUUCGCAGGAUUUUUCGGCCUUCAACUCUCAAUCGCUACUAGCGCACAGGCUCUUAUCCCCGCCAACGACGACGAUGACGAAGAACUUCUCGCGAAGGCAAAGGCAGGUCGCGCGGAGCGCAUCCAAGCUGAGAGAGCACUGGAGAGAAAGUAUGUCGCAAAAAAUGAGCUGAAACUUGACUUGGAUACCGCACGAGUUCAGGUGGCUGUAUACAAGCUCAGUAAAGCAGGUUCUCUCAUUGAGUCUGGCUAUUUAGCACUCGCAGCUGAGGAGCUCGCACACGGCAGCUGGGAAGACGAACUGCAAGCGGCAGCAGGCAACCUUGGAUAUCAACCGCAAACAUUCAUUAAAAAUGUUGAAGAAUUGCGACGUGCAUGCAUAGAUGGCGAAGUUGACAAGGCGAAACUAGCCUACAUCACCGCCGCCCGCUCCCUUGAAGACUAUGCCCUUGCGUCUAACACAGCAGGAAACCUUAAACUUCUGUGAAGCUUCUCUGUAGUACAUAAGCUCAAAAUGGGACCUGCGGGACCGGCAGCGUGACGCAAUCUUGCGGUGAAAUCCGAACCCUCACUGUUUUCCAUACCCAAUCACACCCAAAACUUUAUAAAAAACUCUGUCAGUCUGUGAAGAAUCAAAAGAAAUCACAUAAAAUUUCAUGAAAUCCCUUUCCACACGUAAUUAUUUUAAAUGUUUUAUCAUAUCAUAGUUAAAAAAAUUACUAAUUUACUACCUUCAUUCGUACU
This is a messenger RNA of Micromonas commoda, 878 nucleotides long. RefSeq lists its product with no specific name. The coding region runs from base 1 to 621 and encodes 206 amino acids. The record is from RefSeq and is a predicted model, not a curated record. The transcript is spliced from 2 exons. Lineage: Eukaryota; Viridiplantae; Chlorophyta; Mamiellophyceae; Mamiellales; Mamiellaceae. Gene Ontology annotation, biological process: photosystem II repair.